CUCGCAGUCGCAGCCGCCUCCCCUGCUCUCUCUCUCUUUCUCCCCGUCUCUCUCUCUCUCUCUCUAAAUAGCAGCGCCCGCCCGCGCCUUUUCCCGCUAGCCAACGCACGGCACCGCAGCACAAGGCACGGCGCGCGCGCCCGCCCGCCCGGUCUGCUCCUACGCCCUGCAGAGCCCUCGUCUUCCCCUCCCCGUUAUUCCCGGGAUUCCCCUGUUGCUGCGUGCGACUGCGCCCCGCCCCACCCACACCCACCUACCUACCUACCUACCACCAACGCCUCGGCUCCCCUCUCCAGCGAGCCGCGACCGCGCGGCAGGGGAAGCUUAGCACGGACGGGACCAGCUGACGACCAGGCCAUGGGGAAGUACAUGCGCAAGGGCAAGAUGUCCGGGGAGGUGGCCGUCAUGGAGGUCCCCGGCGGCGCGCUGCUGGGUGUCCGCACCCGCUCCCGCACGCUCGCGCUGCAGAGGGCGCAGAGGCCGCUCGACAAGGGGGACGCGGAUGACGCCGCCGGACAGUACCUCGAGCUCAGGAGCCGGAGGCUCGAGAAGCCUCAUAAGGAGCAUCAGCCGCUGCCGCCGCCGCCGCCCGCCCCCGCAGCCAAGAGGGGCGCCGGGAGGAAGGCCGCCUCCGCCGCCGCCGCGCCGCACGCGCUGGCGGAGGACGAGGUCGAGGUCGAGGUCUCCUUCGGGGAGAACGUGCUUGACUUGGACGCCAUGGAAAGGAGUACCAGAGAGACAACACCGUGUAGUUUGAUCAGGAACCCAGAGAUGAUAAGCACCCCAGGAUCCACAACUAAAAGUAAAACCAGCAACUCGACGACUUCCCGUCGCAGGAUGGAAACCUCAGUCUGCCGUUUCAUACCGAGUUCGCUCGAGAUGGAAGAGUUCUUCUCGGCCGCUGAACAACAGGAGCAGCAUAACUUCAGGGAGAAGUAUAACUUCUGUCCUGUGAACGACUGCCCUCUCCCGGGUCGAUAUGAGUGGGCGAGGCUAGACUGUUAGAUUCCUCCAAGCACAAGAGCACCAUUUAUCUGAUGUGUCUACCACAUGACUAGCGCCGCCGCCGCCGAGGAGGCGUAAUCAACUGGAUCGCAUUAGCUUUCUUGCCUGUUGUAAAAAUUAGAGUAGUUAGCCUGUAGUUGAAUGGUCCUGUGUAACGAAACAGGCGUGGUUCUGAGUUACACCCCGAUCCCCAACCUCACUGUAACCGUUUGACUGCUCGCUCAAGCUGUAGCCGAACCAUCCAUCUCAAGUAGCGUAGGCCUAGCGUAUUCAUCUGUUCCUAGUUCUAGUUCUUGAAUGGAUUAAUCGAAUGAGAUCAUUGUUAGAAUCUGC
Molecule: messenger RNA, 1338 nt
Organism: Zea mays
Lineage: Eukaryota; Viridiplantae; Streptophyta; Magnoliopsida; Poales; Poaceae
Product: cyclin dependent kinase inhibitor
Exons: 3
Coding region: 358-1005 (215 amino acids)
Biological process (GO): negative regulation of cyclin-dependent protein serine/threonine kinase activity
Cellular component (GO): nucleus
Molecular function (GO): cyclin-dependent protein serine/threonine kinase inhibitor activity
Source: RefSeq, marked provisional